Thlaspi arvense is the source of this 1173-nucleotide messenger RNA. The record is from the annotation of a GenBank genome assembly. NCBI's taxonomy places the organism in Eukaryota, Viridiplantae, Streptophyta, Magnoliopsida, Brassicales, Brassicaceae.
AUGAGUAUCCCAAUGGAGUUGAUGUCGAUCAGAAACCCUAAUUCGAGCUUUCUUCACCGAGCUCACUCUCGUCCACCGGUGACGCUGUGCGCUCCACCUUCUCUCCGUUUCCAACACCUUCCUACCCGACGCCAUUUCAAUGCUCCGAAGCUUGCUCCAGCUGUCGUUUCUUGUACUGGGCUACGUUUCGGAUUUAGCUCAGAGGUCUUGCUUAAUCGCUCCGUCGUUGCUUUCGCUGCUUCCCACGAGGAAUCGGAACAAUCAGGUGUUGAGGUGGGGAAGGAGAAGAGUGAUAUAGAUGCUGAAGAUGAUGGUAAAUCUCAGGAAGCAUGGAAACAAACUCUUGCCUCCUUCAAGGAGCAGGUUUCGAAGAUGCAGAGCGUGUCGUCGGAGGCUUACAACGUUAACUCCCAAAAAGCAAUGACAAUCUUGAAAGAUACUUCUGAGCAACUCAGGAUCCAAGCGGAAAAGGCGAAAGAAGAGUUGGGUACAAAGGCGAAAGAGGUUAGCGAGGAAGGUAGAGAAUAUAUUUUGAAAGCAGCAGAAGAAUCACCUUCAGAUGUGAAAGAGAUAGUCGAAGCAUUCGCCUCCACCGAGGAUCUGCAAGACGUAUCAAGAACGCAAGAUUUUCAUGUUGGAAUACCCUAUGGUCUACUUCUGCUUGUGGGUGGUUUUAUUUCCUUUAUGGUAUCUGGAAGCAUUCCAGCCAUUAGGUUUGGGGUUAUUCUUGGUGGAGCUCUGUUUGCACUGAGCCUGGCAAGUCUAAAGUCUCAGAGGAAAGGAGAGUCAUCUACUAACUUCUUAAAAGGACAGAUGGAUGUAAAAACAAACUUGUUGACACUCGUUCGUCUGCAUGUUCUUAUGUUCAACAGCUAUAGUGGCAAUCAUAUUUUUGAGAGAGUUAAAGUUGGUACUAUUUCAGGUAACGUGAUUAAAAAUUCAAAUGAAAUCUACGUUCCUGGGUUUUUUGACCACCCUAACGAGGGAAAAGAAAACAGAACUUUAGGAUUAACAUCAGAAAGAAUGCUUAAAAUGUGUUUGAAUUGCUGUUGCAGUGGUGGUGUGUUGGCGUUUUACGUGUACAAGAUGGUGAGCAAGAAAGAAAAUGGACCAAACUUAGAAGAUGGAGGAGAAGAUGAAUCAAGCGAUGGGUUUGUAAAAACAGAAGGAUAG